This is a messenger RNA of Oncorhynchus mykiss (rainbow trout), 3154 nucleotides long. NCBI's taxonomy places the organism in Eukaryota, Metazoa, Chordata, Actinopteri, Salmoniformes, Salmonidae. The record is from RefSeq and is a predicted model, not a curated record.
CCCUGGACAGGCUCCUCCUCCUCCUCCACCCUGCAUUGCAGUGCUCAAAACCGAACAGUCGCCAUUCAAAUUCACACAGUCGCCAGAACAAGAACAGCUUUCAACCGGACAUAAACAGCGCAGUCAUGCUGUACCUCGCUUUGUUUUUCAUCUCCGCAGCCGUCGCCACCCCUCUGUUGGGUACUGAACAGUGUGCCCGUGGUCCUCCCUACUGGUGCCACAAUGUGAAGACUGCCUCUAUCUGUGGCGCCGUGGUCCACUGCCAACAGAACGUAUGGAACCAACCCCAGAUGAAAUCUGUGCCGUGUGACCUGUGUAAGGAGGUGUUGAUUGUGGUGGACCAGCUGCUGAAAGACAACGCUACUGAGGGCGAGAUCCUGGGCUACCUGGAGAAGGCCUGUGCCUUGGUUCCUGACAAGAAUCUGUCUGCAGAGUGUAAGGAGCUGGUAGACAGCUACUACCCUAUCCUUAUGGGUAUCAUCACUGGAGAACUGGAGGAUCCUCAGGUGGCUUGUGGUGCCAUGGGGCUGUGUGACUCCCAGCAGGCAGCUCUGGCCAGGCUGGCUAAGCUCAUGUCCAAUGAGAUCCCCCAGCUCACGUCCAAUGAGAUCCCCCAGGUAGACCUAGCCCAGAGGGUCGCCCCCUUCCUCCUCAACGUCCCUGGGCUCCUCUACCCUCAGGCGCAGGAUAACACCAAGCAGGAACCUGCCGCGGCACAGGAGUCUGGAGAUGUGUGUGAGGACUGUGUGAAGUUCAUCACAGACACUCAGGAGGAGGCGAAGAGCAACUCUACUUUUGUCAACUCUCUGAUCGAGCAGAUCCAGGACCAGUGUGACCUGCUGGGGCCUGGUAUCUCUGACCUGUGCAAGCAGUACGUCAGCCAGUAUGCCCCUCUAAUCGUCCAGCAGCUGAUGUCCAUGGAACAGCAACCCAAGGAUGUCUGUACCUUUGCUGGCUUCUGCUCUGCUGAUGUGAAGAGCUCUGUCCCCAUGAUGAAGCUGGUGGCUGCCAAAACCAUCCCCGCUGUCAAACUGGUUCCUGCCACUAAGAUGGAGGCUGUCAAGCCUGCCACGGACAUGGUGCGUGCCCGUGACUCCCCUCAAUGUGCCAUGUGUGAGUUCAUGAUGAAGGAGUUGGAGAGCAUGCUGCAGGAUGAGAAAACGGAGCAAGAUGUGGUGCGUGCUGUGGAGAAGGUGUGCGCUGUGCUGCCCUCCUCCCUGUCGGUCCAGUGUAAGGACCUGAUUGAGGCCUACGGCCAGGCCAUCAUUGAGCUGCUGGUGCAGGAGGCCGACCCGAAGACGAUCUGCACCGUGUUGGGGCUCUGUAAGGACGCCAGCCGCGCCUUCAUCCCGGUGCUGAACAUGGCCCGGGUGGAGGCGGGUGGGUUCUGUGAGGUGUGUAAGGUGGCUGUGCAGUACAUCGACGGCAUCCUGGAACAGAACGCCACAGAGGCACAGAUCGAAGACGCAGUCAGGAAAGUCUGCAGCUUUGUCCCGGAGACCGUGAGGAGCGAGUGUGACCAGCUGGUUGAGCAGUAUGAGCCCAUGCUGGUUCAGCUCCUCCUGCAGAUGUUGGACCCUGACUUUGUCUGCAUGAAGUUGGGGGUCUGUCCUGAGGCAGUGCAAAGGCUUCUGGGUAUGGAGCAGUGUAGCUGGGGACCCGCCUUCUGGUGCAAGGACAUGGACUCCGCGAAACGCUGCAACGCGGUGGCACACUGCAGGCGUCACGUGUGGGAAUAGAGUGGAGGAGAAGAAGUGGAGAAGACCUCCCUAAACGUUCGGACCCUUUAGGAAAUUAAGGAGAAACACUAGCGCUGCUUAACUUUUAAAUCAAAUAAAACUUUUCUUCUUUUUUUUUAAACAUGUGGAAUUUAAUUUUUUUUUUUUGCUCUUGUCUAAAUUAAUUUACCAGGCAGGUUUGAGAGGAGGGAGUUGAUGCCUUUUCAGUUCAUGUGGGGGAAGAGGUGGUUUUUGGGGCUUCGAGAGGGAAUCUACCUGCCUGACUGUUUUAGUUACUGGGACAAACCUCCAAAGCGAUACUGUACUGAUUAUUUUACUAUUCCUGGUUUGUGUAAAGAUUUCGAUUUUCACAUGUUUAAGCCUUGUCCUGGACUGAAAAGCACGGCUUGCUUCCUUAGUUCAAGAAACUGGCCCAUUUCAAGUACGUGAAGCAGACGGGCGAGAAGAUAAAUACUGCUGUGUCUGUGUGAAAGAGUGCUUGGAUUCUUCCAGUUGAGUCUUAGUGGGUCCUUUUGCCCUCUAGCCUACUCGUUGCCCUACCUACCUUUUGCCCUCUAGCCUACUUGUUGCCCUACCUACCUUUUGCCCUCUAGCCUACUCGUUGCCCUACCUACCACCAUCCCUCUAGCCUACUCGUUGCCCUACCUACCACCAUCCCUCUAGCCUACUCGUUGCCCUACCUACCACCAUCCCUCUAGCCUACUCGUUGCCCUACCUACCACCAUCCCUCUAGCCUACUCGUUGCCCUACCUACCACCAUCCCUUGCUGUGACGGUAUAUAUCUUACCUUUCUGGGAUGUUUUCUGUUUAACAAAGUCUCAUCUCCUUAAAGCAAAUUUAAAUCUCUAGUUUGUAGAAACUGUUGAAUUGUGUAGAAUACUUUAGUUUUAUUAUUAAAUUGGGUGGUUCUGAAAUGGCACCUUUGUCCCUAAAGUAGUGCAUUUGAUAGAGGGAGUAAGGUGCCAGUUUUUUUUUUUUUAUUUUUAUUUUUUAGUCACGACCUGUGUACAUUUUUGUUGGCUCGUCCGUUGCCGUGGGUGACGAAUCCACUGUAGCACCAAGGGGUGUGGUCUAAAAUGUGACUCACUGCCCUGUCCCCCUAAUGGCACCUUGGUCCCUAUGCCCUCUGGUCAAAAGGAGUGCACUAUAGAGGGAACGAGGUGCCAUGUGGGACGGAGACAUCUCUAGCAACAUGCUCGUGUGCCCCCCCCCCCACCCCGUCAAGCCUGUUUUGCAGUGUCCCACUCAGCCAACCAAUGUGCUGACUGACCUCACCCUGUUUAUGCUAAUCAAUGUUUCUAAUGUAACGAUGGAGAGCUUGUUGUGAUCAAUAAUCAAUGGCUGACGGCCUCGCUGUUCAGCCUGAAACUAAUCGAUCGGUCAAUUUUAACUGAAAUAAAAUGAUCCCAAAUCCA